UUUAAGAAGAUUUUUAAAGAAUCACAGAAUAUGUCGUAUUUGGUUGGCCGCUUCAUAACAGAGGAAGGGAAGCAGAACUUCAAAAACUAUAAAUACGUUUCAGGGGAAUACUCUUCAACAGAUUUGCUACUCAAUCCCUUUUGGGAAUGGACAACAGAGCUGUUUCCGAUGUGGAUGGCGCCUAAUCUCAUAACUUUCAUGGGACUUUUGGCUGCAGUUUUGCCUUGCAUGCUGAUGCUUUAUUAUGAUUUAGGGAAAGCAUAUUUAUCAACUUCUCAGCCACUUCCGGAAUAUACUUACCUUCUUGUAGCUAUUGGGACCUUUGUAUAUCAGACUCUAGACUCAGUUGAUGGAAAGCAAGCGAGAAGAACAGGAAGUAGCUCUCCUCUAGGCCAGCUCUUCGAUCAUGGCUGCGAUUUUGUGUGUUGGGUCUUCUCGAUUAUUGGAGUAAUAGCAUUUCUUGAGCUUGGUCUUUGAUUUAAUGGAGUUCUUGCAAUAUAUUCCACAAUUGGUCCCUUCUUUUUCUUCAACCUCUUGGAAUACUAUAGUGGGGUAUACCACUAUGUGGUCGGAGGUAUUGACGGAACAAGCAGUCAAAUGCUUGUGAUAUUCUUGUAUCUUUUGCCUUUUAUUUUUGGUGCUAAUGUUUAUCAAAGCAAAAUAUCUGAAAUCUUACCUUUUAUGCCCGGUUCUUUGAUAGAAGGGUUUUUGCUAAAAGAUGCUGUAAUUCUGAUUGCUGUAUACAUAGGUGUUGUCUGUUCCAUUCCUUUGAUUUUCAAGACUUUCUCUAGUAUUAAAGAGCCUUACUUAAAACUUAUUGCUGCCCUGCAGACAAUCCAGCACUUGGCGAUUUAUGUAUGCCUGUAUAUGGUUGAUCCGACAAUUCCUUUUAUUAAAGAGAAUGCUAGCUUGGUCUAUCUACUUUUUGGAAUGCUAUUUGCACUGGGAAAUUUCAAGCUGAUCGUUUGACAUAUGGCAAAGAUGCAAUUUGAAAUCGUCUGUUUUGAACUCCUGUUGUUUGUUCCUUAUUUUUAUUUUCAGAGCCAUUACGAUGGAUCAAAACAAAGUGAAGAUAACAUAAAACUAGCGUUUCAUGCUACUUUUUUAGUGAUGUUUAUUAUUGUUGCAAGAUUUACACAGACUAGUAUCACUCAGAUGACUCAAUAUUUGGGAAUUUCUUGCUUUACUAUUGAGAAUAAGAAAAAAACAUCCUAG
Molecule: messenger RNA, 1215 nt
Organism: Moneuplotes crassus
Lineage: Eukaryota; Ciliophora; Spirotrichea; Euplotida; Euplotidae
Source: the annotation of a GenBank genome assembly